AUGUACCAGAUGCUUCUGUGGUUUUCUAUAAUUUCUUUCACCUCACAAUUAGCAUGGAGCUACAAAAUGGCGUUCUUUGUUUUGGACAUAUCUAACAGUCAGCUCUUAUUCAACGAACGAUUAGCCGAACCACUAGAAGCUGCUGGACAUGACGUAACCCUCAUCUUGAUGGCACCGCAGUCUGAUCGUGAUCGUAGCGACGUACAAAUCAAAGGCAACAUCAAAGUUCAUGUUGUGAACGCUAGUACAGGCCUCUCUCAGAAGGAUAUGGAUGACAAAGACGAAACAUUUGUUUACCAGGAUAUGCCUGGCCACAAAAUGUUAGAACGGUUGAAAAAGCAGACAAAGCUGCUCACCGACACUUGUCAAGCAACCUUAAAGCAGAAGGAGUUUAUUGAAUGGUUGAAAGCAGAAAAAUUCGACUUGGCUUUUGCGCCAAUGUUUGAUGUCUGCUCUGUUGGACUUAUUCAUGAAGCUAAUAUCCCUGGAUGGAUUUGGUUGAAUAGUGGAACCAUCAUGGAUUACAUCGCUAAUCUCAUUGGAGUCCCCACGAUACCAAGUUAUGUCCCACCGAUGAUGAUGGAAGCUGGCGCCGAAAUGAGUUUUGUGCAGAGAAUCAAGAGUGUGGUUGGACAUGGUCUAACAUCUUUUAUUUGGAAAAAGUUUGUCGCCGAACCCGAAAAUCAACUCUUUCGGGAGCUUUCGCCUGAAUUUCCAGAUCUUCUGGAACUGGCAAGAAAGUGUCCUCUGAUCAUGGCCAACACAAACGACCUUUACGAACUACCGCGACCAACGCUUGCAAAAGUUGUGAAUAUCGGUGGCGUAGGAAUGGACACCGAAACGAAGUCAAAGAGUGAACCUCUUCCAAAGCAUAUACUUGAUAUUUUGAAUGACAGCGAAGGCGCAGUUCUUUUUUCAUUUGGUUCCGUCGCUCCGAUGUGGAAAAUGCCACUCAGCUGGAAGAAAAUGUUCCUGGCGGCUUUCAAACGAUUUCCACAGUAUCACUUCCUGUUAAGAUAUGAAAAAGAUGACAUUAAUGAUAUUCUACCUUCCAAUGUUCACCUAUUCAAAUGGAUGCCUCAGUCUGAACUUUUGCGGCAUCCAAAGACGAAAGCGUUUAUCACCCAUGGGGGCUACAACAGCUUCCAGGAAGCAGUUCUUGCCGGCGUUCCGUGUAUAACCAUCCCUUUAUUUGGCGAUCAGUCGAAGAACGCGCUCCUGGCCGAACACCAUGGUUUUAGCCUCGUCUUGCGCAAGGGAGAACUUUGCGAAGAGGUGAUUUUCAACGCGCUCAAGGAAGUAACCAACAAUCCAAGUUAUAAAAAAGCCGCUAUUAGGCUAUCGAAUAUGGUAAAACAUCAACCAGUGAAGCCGACAGAGCUGCUGGUACGGUGGUCCGAGUUUGUUGCCGAGUUCCACACUCUAGAGAAUCUUCAUCCAGCCGGCACUAAGCUCAACUUCAUACAGUACCACUCUUUUGAUGUUAUUGGCUUUUUACUAGCUAUAGUGCUAUCGACUCUCGUAAUUCUGAUGAGAGGUAUUUUGCUCAUCUUUAUUUCAACAUUCUGUAUACAAUGGGUCUGUACAUAUAAAAUGGUCUUAUUGGUCCUUGAUAUGUCCCACAGCCAACUACUCUUCAAUAAAAGAGUAGCCGAAGCGCUAAGCGAUGCCGAUAAUGAGGUGACAUUGGUGCUGAUUUCUCCUAUUGCUGACCGCGACAUUAGCGACAUCAAAAUAAAGAACAAUGUCAAAGUGCACAUAGUGCCCAUUUCGACUGGGCUGACCAAAGCUAAGAUGGAAGAAAAUCAAGAGAACUACGUAUUUAAGGAAGAGACAGGCGGUGGAAUCCAUACAGCAUCGAUGAAGGCAGCCAAAAUCGUUCAUACCUGUGAAGAGACGGUGAAGAAUAAAGAGUUCUUGCAAUGGUUAACGGUACAGCGGUUCGACUUAGCCUACGCGCAUAUGUUCGACGUUUGCACUAUUGGUCUUAUUCAUCACGCAAGAAUACCAGCAUGGAUUUGGUUAAAUAGUGGUUCUAUAAUGGAUUACGUGGCUUAUUUGGUGGGAGUCCCAAUAAUUCCUAGUUACGUGCCACCAAUGAUGAUGGAAGUGGCUGGUGAAAUGAAUUUCAUGGAAAGGACAAAGAGCUUCAUAGAAACAGAAGUUUUUCGCCGCUGGAUAAAUCGUGACUUCCCAGACUUGAUGGAUCUCGCCUCGAAAUGUCCUUUGGUCAUGGCCAACAGUAACGACCUCUACGACAUGACUCGCCCACUGCUGGCCAAAGUUGUCAAUAUUGGCGGAGUUGGAAUGGAACUUGCUGAAGCAAAACCGCUGCCAGAAGACAUCGACGAGAUUGUUGCCAGAGGAAAUGGAACUGUGCUCUUUUCUUUUGGUUCAGUCACAGCAGCUCACAAGAUGCCUACAGAAUGGAAGUCAGCGUUUUUGGAAGCAUUUAAGGCAUUGAAUACCUAUCAGUUUCUGGUGAGAUAUGAGAAGAACGAUCUUGAUGGUAGACUUCCUGCAAAUGUUCACUUGUACAAAUGGCUUCCACAAUCGGAUAUUCUUCGUCACCCGAAAACGAAGGCUUUCAUUACUCAUGGAGGUUACAAUAGUGUACAGGAGGCCAUUGUUACCGGAGUUCCUUUGAUAGCUAUUCCACUUUUUGGUGAUCAACCUAAAAAUGCACGUCUAGUAGAGAGACAUGGAAUUGGGCUUGUGCUGCAUAAAGCAGAAAUUUCCACUCCCAUGAUCGUAAGGGCUUUGAAACAAGUCAUUGAAAAUAAAAGGUUUGAUGACAAUGCAAAGAGACUUUCAAGGAUGGUUGAACGCAAGCCCAUCAGUGCAAAUCACUUACUCGUCAAAUGGUCGGAAUUUUUAGCAGAUUUCCAGUCUUUAGAAAACCUGGAACCAGCGGGAAACAAGCUCAACUUUGUUCAAUAUCAUUCGCUAGAUGUAUUGCUGUUUUUAUUCUCUACUGCUGUAUUGCUGAUCUAUGUUGUAAGCAAGCUACUCUUCAAUAAAAGAGUAGCCGAAGCGCUAAGCGAUGCCGAUAAUGAAGUGACAUUGGUGCUGAUUUCUCCUAUUGCUGACCGCGACAUUAGCGACAUCAAAAUAAAGAACAAUGUCAAAGGUAGACUUCCUGCAAAUGUUCACUUGUACAAAUGGCUUCCACAAUCGGAUAUUCUUCGUCACCCGAAAACGAAGGCUUUCAUUACUCAUGGAGGUUACAAUAGUGUACAGGAGGCCAUUGUUACCGGAGUUCCUUUGAUAGCUAUUCCACUUUUUGGUGAUCAACCUAAAAAUGCACGUCUAGUAGAGAGACAUGGAAUUGGGCUUGUGCUGCAUAAAGCAGAAAUUUCCACUCCCAUGAUCGUAAGGGCUUUGAAACAAGUCAUUGAAAAUAAAAGGUUUGAUGACAAUGCAAAGAGACUUUCAAGGAUGGUUGAACGCAAGCCCAUCAGUGCAAAUCACUUACUCGUCAAAUGGUCGGAAUUUUUAGCAGAUUUCCAGUCUUUAGAAAACCUGGAACCAGCGGGAAACAAGCUCAACUUUGUUCAAUAUCAUUCGCUAGAUGUAUUGCUGUUUUUAUUCUCUACUGCUGUAUUGCUGAUCUAUGUUGUAAGCAAGGUAGCCAUCAUAUGUUUGUCGCUUGUAUUUGCUUCCAAACGGAAACAAAAGACUAGCUGA
Molecule: messenger RNA, 3687 nt
Organism: Cylicocyclus nassatus
Lineage: Eukaryota; Metazoa; Nematoda; Chromadorea; Rhabditida; Strongylidae
Source: the annotation of a GenBank genome assembly